CUGGAAUCAAACGCAUCCUGCGCAGUCAUGUGACGGGUCAUGAGGAAGUAAACAGUGCAUAGAGCAUUCCCGCAGACUCGAAUUAAUGGAAGAAGAAAUGCCUAAAUAAUUCCACAAAACAUCAACUGUUUGGGAGACCUUACUUGGCAUCUUGGUCCUAAUCCAGCAGCUAUGGUGGACUUCCUGGCAGACAACAACUUGUGCGGUCAGGCCGUACUGAGGAUCGUGUCGAGGGGCAAUGCCAUCAUCGCUGAGCUUCUUCGCCUCUCUGACUUCAUCCCUGCGGUCUUCAGGCUCAAGGAUAAGAGCGACCAGCAGAAAUAUGGAGACAUCAUCUGUGACUUCAGCUAUUUCAAGGGUCAGGAGUACUACGAGGGGAAGCUGGAGGCCAAACCGGAACUUCAGGACCUGGACGAAGAGUUCAGGGAGAACAACAUUGAGAUUCUGUCCAGGUUCUAUCUAGCGUUCGAGAGCGUCCACAAAUACAUCGUGGACCUCAACAGAUAUCUGGACGACCUUCACGAGGGGGUGUACAUCCAGCAGACACUGGAGACGGUGCUCCUGAACGAGGACGGGAAACAGCUCCUGUGUGAAGCUCUGUAUCUCUACGGAGUCAUGUUGCUUGUUAUCGACCAGAAAAUCGAGGGAGAGGUCAGAGAGAGGAUGCUGGUGUCCUACUACAGAUACAGUGCUGCUCGAUCCGCCGGCGACUCAAACCUGGACGACAUCUGCAAACUCCUGCGCAGCACCGGGUACUCCAGCCAGCCCGGGGCCAAGCGACCCACCAGCUACCCCGAGACCUACUUCCAGAGAGUUCCCAUCAGCAGCACCUUCAUCAGCAUGGUCGUCGGCCGACUGCGCUCCGACGACAUCUACAACCAAGUCUCCGCCUACCCUCUACCCGAACACCGCAGCACAGCGCUAGCUAACCAGGCUGCCAUGUUGUAUGUCUGCCUCUACUUCAGUCCGUCCAUCCUGCACACGCAACAGGCCAAAAUGAGGGAGAUUGUCGACAAGUACUUUCCUGACAACUGGGUCAUCAGCAUCUACAUGGGGAUCACAGUCAACCUGGUGGAGGCCUGGGAGCCUUACAAAGCUGCCAAGACUGCACUGAACUACACUUUAGACUCUGCUAACGUCAAGGAGCAGUCGACUCGCUACGCCGCCAGCGUGGAGACUCUGAGGCCUCAGGUGCAGCAGCUGCUGAAGGAGGGGUUCCUGCGCGAGGAGAUCGUCCUGGACAACAUCCCCAAACUGCUCAACUGCCUGAGAGACUGCAACGUCACCAUCCGCUGGCUGAUGCUGCACUCUGCCGAGUCAGCCUACGACCUGAACAACAAGCGCCUGCGUCAGAUGAAGGAUCAGGUGCUCAACGACUCCAAGUACAACUCCAAAAUACUCUUCCAGCUGCUGCUCGACACGGCGCAGUUUGAGUUCACGCUGAAAGAGAUGUUCAAGCAGAUGCUGUCAGAGAAGCAGAUCAAGUGGGAGAGCUACAAGAAGGAGGGAUCUGAGAGGAUGACGGAGCUGGCAGAGGUCUUCUCUGGUGUCAAACCGCUGACCAGAGUCGAGAAGAACGAGAACCUCCAAGCUUGGUUCAGAGAAAUCUCCAAGCAGAUCGAGUCCCUGAACUACGAGGACUCGACGGCUGCUGGGAGGAAGACAGUCCAGCUGAUUCAGGCGCUCGUGGAGGUCCAGGAGUUCCACCAGCUGGAGUCCAACCUGCAGGUCUGUCAGUUUCUGGCCGACACCAGAAAGUUCCUGCACCAGAUGAUUCGCACCAUCAACAUCAAGGAGGAGGUGCUCAUCACCAUGCAGAUCGUGGGAGAUCUGUCCUACGCUUGGCAGAUAAUUGACAGCUUCACAUCAAUUAUGCAGGAGAGCAUCCGAGUUAAUCCCUCUAUGGUCACCAAGCUGCGAGCUACUUUUCUGAAGCUGGCGUCUGCGCUGGACCUCCCGCUGCUGCGCAUCAACCAGGCCAACAGCGCCGACCUGCUGAGCGUCUCGCAGUUCUACUCAGGAGAAUUGGUCGCUUAUGUCCGAAAGGUUCUACAGAUCAUCCCAGAGAGCAUGUUCACGAGUCUGGCCAAGAUCAUCAAGCUUCAGAUCCACGACAUCAUGGAGGUCCCCACGCGGCUGGACAAGGACAAGCUCAAGGACUUCUCGCAGCUCAGCGCUCGCUACGAGGUGGCAAAACUGACCCAUGACAUCUCCAUCUUUACUGAGGGCAUCCUGAUGAUGAAGACGACUCUCGUGGGUAUAAUCAAGGUUGACCCGAAGCAACUUUUGGAGGACGGCAUCAGGAAGGAGCUGGUGAAGAGAGUGGCGUACGCUCUGCACAAAGGAUUGAUUUUCAACCCCAAAGCUAAGCCCAGCGAGCUGAUGCCGAAGCUGCGAGAGAUGGGCGCCACCAUGGACGGCUUCUACCGCUCCUUCGAGUACAUCCAGGACUACGUCAGCAUCUACGGCCUGAAAAUCUGGCAGGAGGAAGUGUCCCGCAUCAUCAACUACAAUGUGGAGCAGGAGUGCAACAGCUUCCUGCGGACCAUGAUCCAGGACUGGCAGAGCGUGUACCAGUCCACACACAUCCCCAUUCCCAAGUUCCCGCCUGUGGACGAGUCCGCUACAUUCAUCGGCCGCCUGUGCAGAGAGAUCCUCCGAAUCACUGAUCCCAAGGCCACCUGCUACAUCGACCAGAUGAACACCUGGUACGACCUGAAGAGCCACCAGGAGGUGACCAACAACAGACUCUUCUCAGAGAUCCAAAACACGCUGGGGACAUUUGGGCUGAACGGACUGGACCGCUUGCUGUGCUUCAUGAUUGUCAAGGAGCUGCAGAACUUCCUCACGCUUCAGAAAACCAUCCUGAGGGACAAAGCUGUCGUGGAGGUUUUCAAAGCCAUCUUGGGAGCCGUCAACCCAGUUCAGGGCAUUGUGGCAAACGCCAGCAAAGUGUACUCCAGUGGCGUGGCCAAGACUCAGAAGAUCUGGGGCUCCUAUCUGGAGGCCAUCAUGAAGGUGGGUCAGAUGCAGAUUCUCAGACAACAGAUCACAAAUGAGCUGAACUACUCCUGCAAGUUUGACUCCAAACAUCUGUCUGCCGCGCUGGAGAACCUCAACAAGUCCCUCCUGGCUGACAUCGAAGCUCACUACCAGGACCCCACACUGCCGUACCCCAAGGAGGACAACACACUUCUGUAUGAGAUCACAGCCUACCUGGAAGCUGCAGGGAUACACAACCCACUCAACAAGAUCUACAUCACCACCAAGCGGCUUCCUUACUUCCCCAUCAUCAACUUCCUGUUCGUCAUCGCUCAGCUGCCCAAACUUCAGUACAGUAAAAACCAAGGAAUGACAUGCAGGAAGGCCACGGACCCGGUGGACUGGCCCCCUCUGGUGGUGGGAAUGCUCACACUGCUCAAACAGUUCCACUCCAGAUACACACAGCAGUUUUUGGCCCUCAUCGGCCAGUUCAUCCGCUCCAUCAUGGAACAGUGCACCAGUCAAAAGAUUCCCGACAUGCCGUCUGACGUGGUGGGAGCUCUGAUGUUCCUGGAGGACUAUGUGAAGUACACAAAACUGUCCCGCAAGGUGGUUGAAGCCCAUGUGCCUAGUUUCAUCUUUGAUGAGUUCAGAACGAUACUGUGAAGCCCUGACCCAGCAUUUCAGCAGCUGUAGGGUCCUUGACAUUUUACAUCCUUGACCACACCACUAAUGUCUUAAUAAAUAUUGUAUGUAGAUAGAAAGUUUCAGCAAAUCACUUUUUGUCUUAAUACAUUUGCAAAAUAAAAUGUGCUUA
Molecule: messenger RNA, 3799 nt
Organism: Synchiropus splendidus (mandarinfish)
Lineage: Eukaryota; Metazoa; Chordata; Actinopteri; Syngnathiformes; Callionymidae
Gene: washc5
Product: WASH complex subunit 5
Exons: 29
Coding region: 172-3648 (1158 amino acids)
Biological process (GO): regulation of actin nucleation; endosome fission; actin filament polymerization
Cellular component (GO): endosome; WASH complex
Source: RefSeq, a predicted model, not a curated record